AGAAGAAACCAUUCUGCUGAGUUCCUGUUCCAGUGGGUCACUAUUGCUGGAACGUUCCAGCCUCUGGGAAGGUCUGUGGAGGUGCCCAAGUGCCAGCCUGCUGGGAGCAUACUUGCAAGACGUUUCCAGAAGCUUCUGCUGCAGGUGGAGAAGUUCUUGUGAUCAGCAAACAUGCUGAGACAGAUACUGUCAGAUAUGUUCAUAGACCCCGACCUGCUGGCAGAGCUCAGCGAAGAGCAGAAACAGAUCUUGUUCUACAAGAUGAGGGAGGAACAGAUCCGACGAUGGAAAGAAAGAGAAGCAGCCAUGGAAAGAAAGGAGUCCUUGCCAGUGAAAUCCAGACCAAAGAAAGAGAAUGGCAAAUCUGUGCAUUGGAAGCUGGGCGCUGACAAGAAGGUGUGGGUUUGGGUGAUGGGUGAACACCAUCUAGACAAACCCUACGACGUGCUGUGUGAUGAGAUCCUUGCUGAGAGGGCUCAUCUUAGAGCAGUGCAGGACUCAAGGCUCAGGAAAGCUCUGGCUGAAGAAUCCACCAACAGCUUGGGAACAAAAUCACAAAACUGUGGUGAGCAAACACUAGGGAAGCUGGAGUCUCAGGAUGUCACUGGGAAAGCAGCUGCAGAGCAGGCAUCAGGGCCAGGACCCAGAGCAACACCAACCAAGAAUGAAGACAAAGCCCACACUAAAGAACCCGUAAAGAAAAAAGAAGACGAAGAAGUGAAACAAACAGAGGAUGAGAAAACCAAGCAGAUAUACAAGAGUUGGAAGGAGGAUUCAGAAUGGCAGGCAUCUUUGCGAAAAUCCAAGGCAGCUGAUGAGAAGCGACGGUCCUUAGCUAAACAAGCACGGGAAGACUACAAGAGGCUAUCCCAAAGGGGUAGGAGUGGAGAGGGACUACAGAACCCUCUAACUGGUCCACAGAAGCCCAGAAGACCGCCUCUUCCCCCGAAGCCCCAGUUCCUGUACCCACUAGGAAAUCCUCCGAAGUCUUUAGGGAAUCAGGGAGUGAUAAGGACAGAGUCCAGCUCCACCCAGGAAGACAUCAUCCGAUGGUUCAAAGAGGAACAAUUGCCAUUCCGUGCUGGUUACCAGAAAAACUCAGACACCAUUGCUCCCUGGUUCCAUGGGAUUCUCACACUAAAAAAAGCAAAUGAACUUCUGAGUACAGGUGUGCCUGGCAGUUUUCUGAUCCGAGUCAGUGAAAAGAUCAAGGGCUAUGCCCUGUCCUACCUGUCUGAGGAGGGCUGCAAACAUUUCCUCAUAGAUGCAUCUGCCGACUCUUACAGCUUCCUGGGUGUGGACCAGCUGCAGCAUGCCACCCUGGCAGAUUUGGUGGAAUAUCACAAGGAAGAGCCCAUAACCUCCCUGGGGAAGGAACUCUUGAUGUACCCCUGUGGUCAGCAAGACAAGCUACCUGACUACCUGGAGCUAUUUGAGUGACAGCUCUCAUCGACAUCAGCCUUCAGCCAGGUUCUCCUCUGGAGAGACACCUUUGAGGUGAACAGUUGCCUGUGAUGCCAAAAUCACUCUGUGACAGAGCCAAGAGUGAACAAUGUCUGUGAGGUUAAUUGAAACCUCAAUUCUGCAUAAAUGCUGGAGUUCAAGUCAAGAGAAUAUGACCUCUCCUCCAUCCUCAUUCUGAAAGGAAAAGGGAGAAGUGUAUCCAUUUCAGCAACAUUCUAAUAUGAAGUAUAGGACCUUGAAAGAUAUGACCGUAAUGCUGUAUAUAAGAUAAAUAACAAGGGUAAAUUGAAAUGUUUUUUUUUUUUAGCAGUUAAUGUGUUACUCAAAAAACAAAAAACAAAAACAAACAAAAAACAUGUGUGAACUGUUUUGUGAUCUACAUGUUACCUCUUUUGUAUCCAGUCAAAAGUCUCAGUCACCUGCUCAUAUGAACUUCCGUCUUAGCUUUAAAAUGCUAGAAAAAACAUCUUCUCUUGGGGCCAAGAUUAUCAUCAAAAGACAACUAUUUCUGUAUGUGUUGGAGCCAACAUUUAGGAGACAGAAAAGCAAGGCCCAAUUGGGAAUUGAAAGAGAAGUAUUAACAGCUGGGAUGAGAGAUGUAGCAUGUACAAACAACAACAACAACAACAACAAAACAACACACACAGUAACAGUAGGGAGUCACAUUGUAUAGCUUGUUCCCCAUUUUGCUUUGCCUCCUUUACCUUCAUCUGUGAAUAAAUAUAAAAGAUGCUGUGCAUGGCCAUGUAAGGAAUGAUGUAUUCAUGCUACAAAGAGCAGAACAGAGUGAGUGGUUUGAAUACCAGCUAUUGAGAGUUAAUGGUGUCCCACACCAAAGAUACAUGAAGUACUUACCUCCCUGUACAUGUUGUGAUCAGAUAUAAAAAUAGGGUCUUUGCAGGUAAGUGAAGUAGGGUAGCCCUGACUCUAAAGACUGGUAUCUGUACAAGGAAGAGAGAUUUAGAAAUAGACAUAGAAAGAUGAAGACUAAGGGACCACAGAAACAGAGUGAGUGAUGCAGCUGUGAUCAGGGGAAGCCAAGAAUUAUGGAAGACAACAGUACUCGGGGCUAGAUUCUCCCUGAAACUCUAUACUUAUGCUUAUCCACACCAUUAUUUGCGCCUUGUAGCUUUUAGAACUGUGACAUAAUAAAUGUCAAAGUAACUGAAUAUAUGGUAACUUUUUACAUAUCUCUCAGAAAAAUAGUGCAAGAGUUUAUGUAAUCACAGAUCCCACACAUGUUUCAUGGACUUGUUUCCUGUUACAGUUUGCACCCUCACAAUGAAAUAAAACUUGGAUAUGGGAAAAACA
Phodopus roborovskii (desert hamster) is the source of this 2775-nucleotide messenger RNA. RefSeq names its product SH2 domain containing 4A (gene Sh2d4a). The transcript is spliced from 8 exons. The record is from RefSeq and is a predicted model, not a curated record. NCBI's taxonomy places the organism in Eukaryota, Metazoa, Chordata, Mammalia, Rodentia, Cricetidae. Bases 172 to 1440 code for a protein of 422 amino acids. Gene Ontology annotation, cellular component: cytoplasm. Gene Ontology annotation, molecular function: phosphatase binding.